Messenger RNA from Cynara cardunculus var. scolymus (artichoke), 765 nucleotides. Its product is annotated as pentatricopeptide repeat-containing protein At3g18020-like. The record is from RefSeq and is a predicted model, not a curated record. Lineage: Eukaryota; Viridiplantae; Streptophyta; Magnoliopsida; Asterales; Asteraceae. The transcript has 3 exons. The coding region runs from base 1 to 765 and encodes 254 amino acids. Gene Ontology annotation, molecular function: protein binding.
AUGCCUCAAGAGAAGAGCGUGAGCGAUGCUUUUGCUUAUGGGCAAAUGAUAGAUUCUCUUUGUCGAUAUGGAAGGCAUCAUGGGGCCUCCAGGAUUGUUUAUAUGAUGAUGAAGCGAAGGUGUUCCCCGAGCUUAGUUUCAUACAAUUCUAUUGUGCAUGGACAUGCCAAAAAUGGUGGCUAUUUGAGGGCGUAUCAGUUCUUGAAACAAGGGUUUGAAAUUGGCUACUCCCCUUCUGAAACUACUUACAAGGUUCUGAUAGAAUGCCUUUCUUUAGAAGAAAAUGAUCUUGGCAAAGCAAAGAAACUGUUUGACAUCAUGUUGAACAAGGAAGGGAUAAAAUGUCAUCCUGACGUAGUUACUCUGAACACAGUUAUUAAUGGCUUUUGUAAGAUGGGCAAAGUGGAAGAGGGGAUCCAGAUAGAAGAAGCAAAGGUGUCCUGGGAUGAUAUUUUUUGGCCAUCAGGGGUUCAUGACCAUUUUGUAUAUUCAGCCAUCAUCAAAGGACUUUGUUGUUUGCCGAAGUUUGAUGAGGCUUGUGAUUUUCUAUAUGAAUUGGUAGAUUGUGGGAUUAGACCAAACACUGUAAAUUACAACAUUUUGAUCGAAGGUGCUUGCAAAUUGGAUCUAAAGAAAGAAGCCUACCAGAUUGUAGGAGAAACGAGGAAGAAUGGAGUAGCCCCUGAUGCAGUUACAUGGAGGGUCAUUGACAAAUUACACAAGGAAACAAAACAGUGGGGUCCUGAAGACAAAAUCAACAUGUAA